This is a messenger RNA of Aegilops tauschii subsp. strangulata, 915 nucleotides long. RefSeq lists its product as uncharacterized. Lineage: Eukaryota; Viridiplantae; Streptophyta; Magnoliopsida; Poales; Poaceae. The record is from RefSeq and is a predicted model, not a curated record.
AUGGGGGAUUUUAAAGAGGUUCAGUGGGACUUUGAGCACCUUUCGGCAACACCUCGUGCACCAUCUCAAAUGUUGGCCUUCCGAGAUAUGCUUGAUACUUGUGGAUUAGCUGAUCUGGGAUUCUCUGGAUAUCCCUACACGUAUGAUAAUGGUAGAAGUGGCAAUGCAAAUGUGCAAGUAAGACUUGACAGAGCGGUAGCUGAUCUUGCAUGGCGUAACAUUUUUUCUGAUGCAGCGGUGCAACACUUGGUAUCACCAUGUUCAGAUCACUGCCCUAUCCUUGUGCGUUGUUUACAUGAGAGUGAUGACAGGCCGAGGAUGUGCUGUAGGUAUGAAGUCAUGUGGGAAAGGGAUCCGGGCUUAACCGAGGUAGUGGAUAAAGCAUGGAAGGAGCAAGGCGUGAUCCAUGGGCUGGCUGAUGUUAACAAGGCACUCAAUUUGGUUAUGAAAAAGCUUCAAGGCUGGAGCCGAAAGAAGUUUGGAACUGUUACUAGGGAGCUAGAAAAGUCAAGGUCGCGAUUGGAGGAACUGAUGAACAUGAAUGCAGACCGCGCAGAAAUUAGGAAGGAAGCAGAUCAUAUGAAUGAACUCCUCUACAGAGAGGAGAUGCUUUGGAGGCAGAGAUCACGAAUUGACUGGCUUAAAGAAGGUGACAGAAACACAAAAUUCUUUCAGCAGAAAGGUGUGUGGCGAGCCAGGAGAAAUAAGAUAAAGCAUCUGGUUGAUGAUGAGGGGGUAAAACAUGACGACCAAGCAGGUCAAAUGCCCCAAGGCGUCAACACCACCACCAUCGUCCUCAUCCCUAAGGUGGAGGGAAGAAAGCUUGCUGGACGUGCAUGGGUGGUUGCCGCGGGGAUCCUCCGGUGUUGGUGGUUGGGGCCACGAGAUGUGGUUCUCGGGCUGCACGGUACAUGA